AUGACGUCGCUCGCAUUGCCGUUGGCGUUUCUCGCGCUCCUCGUCGCGUUCGCGACGUCGACGUCGAUCGCAUUGACGAGAUCGAUGACAAAUACGACAAAGAGGAGCGUUGUCGAUGGAAGAGAGGCCGCUAUCGCGUUCCUACGCAAGUACGGUUACCUAGAGGACAACGUAGAUAACUCAUUGAUUUCCGAGAGCGCGUUGAAUCACGCUGUCUCGCUUUUUCAAGAAUUCUACAAUCUACCCAUAAAUGGAGUACAUACACAAGUGGCUACUCAUCUCACAUGGAACUUUCUGUUCGCUUCUAGAGCGAAUCUACAAAUAGCGGAGGCUGCGUUCGCUCUGAGGGCAGCUAAUUCAUCGCUGACUUUUACACGCAGCGUGCACAAUCCUAACAUAGUAAUUUUAUAUAAAGGUAAACGGCACACUAUGUGGGACAAGCAUUACUCGGAUACUAUGUGCCCGUUUGACUUUGAUGGUCGAGGUGGAGUACUCGCUCACGCGUAUUAUCCCAACGGAGAUCUCAACCAUGUCUCUGAGAUACAUAUUGACAAUGAGGAACAGUGGAACGUGCAGCUCACUGAAAAUCCAUGGAAUAAGGAUCAUCUGUUGCACACACUGAUUCAUGAGAUCGGACAUGCUAUAGGAAUAGAUGGCCUGUUACGCUUGGAUGAUGUUCUGGCUGUGCACAACCAUUAUGGACCUAACCCGAAUGCACCUGAACUACCGCCGGUCUCUACAUUUGUCCCUCCGACGGUCGCACCGACUACGACGACAACAACGACGCCGCAGCCGCCAUUGCCACGUAAACCCAAGCAGCUACCACCUAGGCACGUGUGCGAAGUGCGCAAUCCCAAUGUAAUACUUUUGAUGAAAACUAUUACAAUCAUUGCGUAUGAUAAAUAUGUGUAUAUAGCCUCUUCGAACUGGGGCCCGCAUAUUUAUCCACAUCUGUUGAAAGAAUACUUGCGCUUUCUCCCAUCCAAUUUUACAAAGCUGGAUGCUGCUUAUCAACAAUCAUCCGGCGAGCUCGUGCUCUUCGCCGAUGGUUAUGUGUACUUGGUUUCCUAUCCCAGUUUACAAUUGCAAGACGGUUGGCCGCGCAGUUUCUCUGAGAUUGGAUUGCCUAGCGAUGCCGCCAUUAACACUGCGUUUCAAUCUUCUAUGGGACACACCUACGUCAUAUUCAACAACGACUCUGUGGCCGUUGUAGAUGAUUGUAUCGUGAGGAUUAAGGAAUCCAACAAAUUGAAACUAACGUUUCCGGGAGUUCCGCCAAGUAUGUCGUUGGCCUUCCGUAAUGCAGAUGGCUUUGUGUACUUUCUGUACUCCGAGAGAUAUCUCGCGUUCAGCGAAUUCACCAGUUUCAUGCACUCUACAAUGCAAUGGCAUCCAGCCUACAUCGAUUAUAUCAGACGCACCGACACAACCUACGCGGAUACUGAGCCGCAAGUACAUGUUAACCAAGACAGAGGAUACAAGUAUUUCGAACUCGGCAUCGGUAUCUCAUUUAAGGAUGCAUCACCAACCGUUGAUAUAGCUCUAGACGACAACAAUGGGAACGAGGUGCUUUUGUCGCCAGAAAUGUGGAAGACGUUGUUGGACAACGAACGAGUCGUCACGUUGUGUUUGGCGAGGCAGAGCGACGCGCAGCCGUCGAUUCUUGUCGACGAUCUGGUGGUAUCGUUCAGCUUGAUAAACAACGCGAAGAUCAUACGUCUGACUACAAAAACCAGUCGCAUAUUACUGUCCCACUAA
Molecule: messenger RNA, 1758 nt
Organism: Pseudomyrmex gracilis
Lineage: Eukaryota; Metazoa; Arthropoda; Insecta; Hymenoptera; Formicidae
Product: matrix metalloproteinase-24-like
Exons: 4
Coding region: 1-1758 (585 amino acids)
Biological process (GO): proteolysis
Cellular component (GO): extracellular matrix
Molecular function (GO): zinc ion binding; metalloendopeptidase activity
Source: RefSeq, a predicted model, not a curated record